This is a messenger RNA of Phytomonas sp. Hart1, 1120 nucleotides long. The record is from the annotation of a GenBank genome assembly. Lineage: Eukaryota; Euglenozoa; Kinetoplastea; Trypanosomatida; Trypanosomatidae.
GAGACUAAUAAAAGGUAUUGGCCACAUCACAACAAUAAAAAAAUCUAAUAAUCCUACACCAUAUUUUCAUUAACGUCAACUGAAGAGAUCUUGCUGUAGUGUUAGUAGCAUUUUUAUACGCAUAAUGAAGCGGCUUGUAAUAGCUUACCGAUCAAACAAUAUGAAAUGUGGUAUUCUAGGUUGGUCUAUCUCACGACGUCUUUCCUCGGACAAAUAUAUAAACAAAAAAGUUAAGGAAAAGCUUCUCCAUGAUGAUGACGGUCAUUGGAUUGAAGCUGAAAUGGAUAAGAAUAUUAAUGCUCCAGAGGAGCAGUACGCUCAUGAAAAAGAAAUGGAACUCCUUAAAAAGAUGGCCAAGAAGAUAGAGAAGGAAAAAGAGGAAGAUAUAAAUAAAAAGAAGGAUUCCUAGUCUAGCCUCUUUUUGAACAUAGUCUAAAUAAAUCGAUCAUUAAGAAAAAAUACUAAUCAGCUGAAGACCUGGUUGCACAUAACUUAUAGAUACUAUAUUAGCAUUUUUUGAUUUUAUAACGAAGUGAUGCUACACCCUUCUCCCUUAAAACAAAUGAAUAUCAAAUACCUAUUUGGAAAGUAACUUGCGGAUGCUAUCGUUACAUACUUCUCUACAUUAUAUAAACUCCUUAUGGACGUGAAUAGGAAAAACAAUCUCAAUUAAGAAUGACAGAAUUUAGCUAUUAGAGACGAAUAGCGGCUUUCAUAUGUCAGUGAAAACAAAAGAGGUAGAAUCAUCUUGAUUAUAUAUUUAUUUAUAUUUAUAGGAAUAUUUUCUAUUUAGUAAGUAGCUGUAUAUGUUAAAUUAUACUUGAUAUUUUUUUAUUAUUUUACCACUGAUUUAGACUAUUCAAUUUAGUAAAUAAUAAUAUAAAGUUAGGAAACCUAAAACAUAUCUGUUUUGGAAUUUGUGGAAGACCAAAUCAGAUAAAAUGCUCAUAGGUAAUUAUUUCAGAUUUUAUUUCACUCCUUAUAGGUAUUAAUUAUAUUAGAUAUUCUUUCAAAGUUUUUCGGAAGUAAUUAAACUUUUUUGAACCUAUGCUUAGUAUUGAAGGGAGAGGGCACGAGUACUUGCAUAAUUUGCUCAUAUUAUAUAAGCGUCUUCAUUCAA